GCCUCAGACGCGGCGUGAGCCUGCCGCCUCAGCCCGGAAGAGCGCCCGGCGGCUCUUCAGCCUCCGCCGCUGGCCGCAGCUGUUCGGCCGCCCUGGCGCUGGCGGGGUGGGGGGGGGCUGGGUGCCGGGAGGGGAAGCGCGGGGCUUCGGCUGUCUGAUUCAUUCAUUCUCCUCCGCGGACUGGAGCCUUAGAGCUGCCGUGCUCUGAAGACGAGAGGAGGCAAGCGGGGACCGACAGCCUCGCCUGAAGAGCCGGGCGCGGGUCGGGCUCCAUUGUGCUCGGCGGCGGGGGGCGGGAAGGGGCUGAGGGAGGUGGGAUCGGGCCCCCUCCCCCUGCUCCCCGGCGCGCGCGGCGCCCCCAGCCUGCUGCCAGCCUGGAAAUGGCUCCGUUUCUUCUCCUGGGGAGAAUGAAUCGAUCCUGCCUAGCCUUCUCUUCCACCUCUCCUCCUCUCCGCUCCGAAUCUUAAGAGAGAGGGGGAAAAAAAACAAAAAACAAUUCCUUUUUCUUUUUAAAGACCGAUUCCAAUGUGGAGUGCCGAGCCAGCCGCGAGCUGCCGGGUUCGCACUUCCAGAAGAUUUUUCUACCUACUCUUUCUCUUUUGUAAUGUAAGCGCAGGGAAGCAGUGGCAUUGCUGCUUUUAGGAUUUUUAUUGAAGUGCACGUCGCAUUGGGUUGCACGCUCCACCCCCCACCCCCCGGGAGCUGGUGGGGUGGAGAAAUUUGAACCCACAGCCUUAGCGCCGUUAAGGCCGAAUUACCUGGCUCGCUCUGAGUGUCGAGGAGGACAUGAGUGAAAUGACCAGCGAACUCAUUUUUUAUAGGACUCCUUGAAGCUGGUUUCUGCGUUUUCCUACAUGUGCACUCAUUUUGUGGAAUAGUUUGACCGCUGUAUCCUCCACGCAGCAUUUUUUAACUGAUACUAAGCAAAUGCCACCUCUGUUUGAACGAUUUGGUGUCUACGAGAGAGAGCUCAUUUUACCUAAGAGAAAUAAUUGAAUUGGUCAGCAUCACUGAAAUAACCCCGGAAAAGAUCGUGGGGAGGUGGAAAAGCAACUGCGAAAUAGACGGAGAAAUCCUUUUGGAAGUUAUUCCGUAGCAUAAAAGCAGAAACUUCAGAGCAAGUUUUCACUGGGCAAAAUGGGGGAGCAACCUAUCUUCAGCACUAGAGCUCAUGUCUUCCAGAUUGACCCAAACACAAAGAAGAAUUGGGUACCCACCAGCAAGCACGCAGUUACUGUGUCUUAUUUUUAUGAUAGCACAAGAAAUGUGUAUAGGAUAAUCAGUUUAGAUGGCUCAAAGGCAAUAAUAAAUAGUACCAUCACCCCAAACAUGACAUUUACUAAAACAUCUCAGAAGUUUGGCCAGUGGGCCGAUAGCCGGGCAAAUACUGUCUAUGGAUUGGGAUUCUCCUCUGAGCACCAUCUUUCAAAAUUUGCAGAAAAGUUUCAGGAAUUUAAAGAAGCUGCUCGACUAGCAAAGGAGAAAUCACAAGAAAAGAUGGAACUUACCAGUACACCUUCACAGGAAUCAGCAGGUGGAGAUCUUCAGUCUCCUUUAACACCAGAAAGUAUUAAUGGGACGGAUGAUGAAAGAACACCUGAUGUGACACAGAACUCAGAGCCAAGGGCUGAACCAACUCAGAAUGCAUUGCCAUUUUCACAUAGUUCAGCAAUCAGCAAACACUGGGAAGCUGAACUGGCUACCCUCAAAGGAAAUAAUGCUAAACUCACUGCAGCCCUGUUGGAGUCCACUGCCAAUGUGAAACAAUGGAAACAGCAACUUGCCGCGUAUCAAGAGGAAGCAGAACGCCUGCACAAGCGGGUCACUGAACUUGAGUGUGUUAGUAGCCAAGCAAAUGCAGUGCAUACUCAUAAAACAGAAUUAAAUCAGACAAUACAAGAACUAGAAGAGACAUUGAAAGAAAAGGAAGAGGAAAUAGAAAGAUUAAAACAAGAAAUUGAUAAUGCCAGAGAACUACAAGAACAGAGGGACUCUUUGACUCAGAAACUACAGGAAGUAGAAAUUCGGAACAAAGACCUGGAGGGACAACUCUCUGACUUAGAGCAACGUCUGGAGAAGAGUCAAAAUGAACAAGAAGCUUUUCGCAAUAAUCUGAAGACACUCUUAGAGAUUCUGGAUGGAAAAAUAUUUGAACUAACAGAAUUACGAGAUAACCUGGCCAAGCUACUAGAAUGCAGCUAAGGAAAGUUAAAUUUCAGUGCCAAUUGAUUAAAAGAUACACUGUCUCUCUUCAUAGGACUGUAUGGGCUCUGCAUCAAGAUUGCACAAAAUUUUUUGAUUAUCACUCCUCCAGGAGGAGAAUCUUUUGAAAAUUGGAAUUGUAUAUUUCAGUGUAAAUUUUAGAAUUCAGCUUAUAGGUAGUUGGGGAAAAAAAGGAUGAAAAACUUGAACUACAAAUUACCUCCAUGUAUAUUAUUGGCCAUAGUUAACUAGAACGAUAUAAAUAGACACUUAAUGCAAUCUUUUUUUUCUGAUAUUAGCCAAUGGGAGAAUUAACAAUGUCUGGGUCACAUCCUCUUUUUUGUGUUCAACACAGUGAAGAUUAUCGGCUUUUAAAAUUAAUUUAUUUAUGAUAUCUAGAGCUGUGUUUUGUGCAAAAACUGAGUAAUGAAAGCCCUGUCUUUUGUUGUAAUCUAAAUAAUUUCUCAGGAUAUUUUUGCACUGCUGAGAAGCAGUGCCAUUACCAAUUAAUUCUUGCCAGGAGUGAGAGAACGCUGCAUCUUUAAUUUAAAAACAAAAACACUAUAACUGGGUGUAUAGACUUCUUCCCUUUUUUGUACUGGAAGAUUUUUCACUCUGGUGACUACUCUGGUACAUUCUGGUGUUCUCUAAUCUUGUCUGUUGUGUAGUUUACUUUUCCAUAUUGAUUCCAUGUAUUUAUGAGAGGAUAUUGUCUCCCAUUUUAUUACAUAUUUUAAAGCCAACUAACAAAGGCAGCUGAGUCCCUCAGAAAUUUUUCUUUUUAAAUUUCUAAUAAAUUUGACAACACAGAACUGAAAUACAGCAGCCCGUCACUGACGGUCUGGUCUAGCAAUGUUAAGUAUCUUUACAGAAAAAUAUGCAGUUACAUUUAUUUAUAUAUUUUGCAAGAAACCUUUUCUGAAUGAUCAAUACAUUUCAAUUUAUGAAUAUUAAUGGUUGUUGGGGAACUGUUUAUUAUAGAUAAUUUUAAGGUGUAUAGCAAUUUUCAAGGGGAUCCAUUUACAUCAGAGGACUAUAUCUAAAUUGUGAUCGUGGCAUAUGAGAUGGAGUUAAGUACUCUAUCUGGUCUUUACAUCAACCACAUCUUUAUUCAAACUUCACAAGGCAAUAUUCUGAACUGUUAACUAGGCAUUUCAAAACAGGAAUUACAUUCAACAGGCUCUUCUCAGUGAGCAGGUUUUAAUGUUGUUUUGAUGUAAUUUUAAAAGACUUUUAGCAAAUAUGCAUUUCUUUAUAUAUUUCUUUUAUGAAGCUAUUUUAAAAGUAAGCCAAGUGCUAUCUGGUCUGCUUAUGGAGUAGGAAUUGCAUCAGAGUACAUAUAUUCUUGCUGUACAAUGCCUGUGAUGUUGAGGAAGGUUCUUUUUUAGUGUAUGCCUGAAUAUCUGACUCAUGGAGCUGAUGAAUGCACUGAUUUUGUUUGUACCCCAAAUGAUUGAAUUGUUAAGUACAAAAUUAAUUAAUCAAUUUGUAACCAUUUUUCACUCAUAAACAGCUAUUUAACACUAGAUAAUUUUGUUUUAUAUUUAUGUGUAUGUACAUAAAUACAUACAUCUUAAUUUAUAUUAGAGUGGAAAAUAAACGGUUUGUUUCUAAAGUUAGUUUCUACAAGUGAGUUUGCAAGUGUCUCUGACACUCCUCAUGUAUUAUAUGUGCUGUAACAUCAUGUAAGUUGCCUCCAUCUACUUUAGGAUAUUUUCCUAACCUAUUUAUUAGAGGGAGAAUAGUUUAGGUUCAUAUGCUCAGAGCUAAGAUGCUUCUCUGAUAAAUCAGGUAAUAAAAUGUAACUGAUGGAUAGAAUUUUGAAGUGGAUAUGGUUUUAUCCAUGAAUUUCUGAACAAAACAGAAUGACAAGUUUUAAUUUAAAUAAGGGGCUAAAAGUAGGGAUCAGGGAAUUAAGUUAUGAAAGGUUAAACAAUCUAAAAAAUAUAUAGGCUGUUGAAAUGGUAAGUGAAUUAUUUUAAUGAUGUAAUAAAAUAUUUUUAAAUUUUG
Molecule: messenger RNA, 4212 nt
Organism: Dipodomys ordii (Ord's kangaroo rat)
Lineage: Eukaryota; Metazoa; Chordata; Mammalia; Rodentia; Heteromyidae
Gene: Homer1
Product: homer scaffolding protein 1
Exons: 9
Coding region: 1138-2202 (354 amino acids)
Biological process (GO): G protein-coupled glutamate receptor signaling pathway; regulation of store-operated calcium entry
Cellular component (GO): plasma membrane; postsynaptic density; cytoplasm
Molecular function (GO): G protein-coupled glutamate receptor binding
Source: RefSeq, a predicted model, not a curated record